AUGACUCGACUUCACUCCAAUUGGAGCGCCUGGAAGGUGGCCAUGACGGCCGCGACCCUCGCCACUGGAGUUCUGGGUGACAGUAUCCUCAGGACAUCUGGUGUUACCGACUGUGGUUCUGAACCUGGCAUCUCUAUCCAAAAGCUGGACAUCAGCUACGACAACGACAAGCAGAUCGUUACCUUCGACGUCUCCGGUACUAGCGACAAGGAGCAAAACGUCUCUGCAAUCCUCGAGGUCAACGCCUAUGGCCGCAAGGUGUACGAAAACUCCAUCAACCCUUGCAGCAAAGACACUCCUAUCCCUCAGCUCUGCCCCAUGCCCAACACACACUUUGCAGCUCAAGGUGACCAGGAAAUCAAGCCGGAAUGGGCCAACCAAGUUCCCGCCAUUGCUUUCCAAGUCCCCGACAUCUCAGCCCAAGCAACUCUUAGACUGGUAGCUGUUGACGACCCUGACAAGCAAGUCGCUUGCUUCCAAACACAGGUCAACAAUGGCAAGACUGCUUCGGUCCCCGCUGUCACAUACAUCUCCGCCGGUGUUGUCGGUGCUGCUCUUCUCGUGUCGGGUGCUUCUGCUGCUUCAUCCACUCUAAGUGGAACUGCAGGCGCUGGUUCAGCUGGUGGUGCUCCCAGCCCUAGCUUUGCCCAAACUCUGGGAUGGUUCCAGGGAAUGGCCAUGAACGGAAUGCUUUCCGUCGAUUACCCUCCUGUGUACCGCAGUUUCACCAAGAACUUUGGUUUCUCUGCUGGUAUUAUUCCCUGGGAAUCUGUGCAGAGGUCCAUUGACAGCUUCCGCAACUCGACUGGAGGUGAUAUCACUACUGAUAGCUUCGAAAUCCUCAGCAACGCUACCCUUGUCUUCUCCGACAACUCUACUAGCCCUCCCGAGGACCAUUCUAACAAGGUCAAACGCGCCUUCAACACCUUUGAAUCGCUCGCCAACCUCGCCAUUCGUGGUGUUGAAACUUCCAUGGACAACGCGACCGACGGUGAGGCAGCAACUGCUGCUCAAGGUCAGACUCUUUCUGUUUCUGGUAUUACGGCCUUUGUGGAACAAUACAGAGUUCCCAAGUACAACACAUUCAUGACUGUUCUUCUGGUUGUCGCCAUCAUCAUUGCCUUCAUCAUCGUCAGUAUUCUCUUUGUCAAGGCUGUCCUUGAGUUUUGGGCACUGUUCGGCAACUUCCCUGAGUCUUUGAGCGGUUUCCGAGAGCAUUACUGGGGAUCCAUUGCGCGAACCAUUACCCACCUGAUUCUAGUCCUCUACGGUAUCUGGGUCUUGUAUUGUGUCUUCCAGUUCACAGUGGGUGACUCGUGGGUUGCGCAGCUUCUGGCUGGUGUUACACUCGCCAUUUUCACUGGUAUUCUGGGUUGGUUCACAUGGAAGAUUUUCAGCACGGUGAAGAGGCUGAAGAGCACCGAGGGUAACGCCGACGCCCUUUACAACGACAAGAAGUACUGGGUCAAGUACUCAUUGUUUUACGAAUCUUACAAGAAGGACUACUGGUGGAUCUUCAUCCCUACCAUCGUGUACCUCUUUGCCAAGGGCUGCACUCUUGCCGUCGGUGAUGGUAACGGUAUGGCUCAGACCAUUGCACAGCUGGUCGUCGAAUCCAUUAUGCUCUGCUUACUUGUCUUUACUCGUCCCUUUGAGCGCAAGUCCAGCAAUGUCAUUGGUAUCGCCAUCCAGACUGUCCGUGUCCUGUCGGUGGCUUGCAUUUUGGUCUUCGUCCAUGAACUCAACAUCCCUCAAGACAGCAAGACAAUUGCAGGAGUGGUUCUCAUCGCAGUCCAGUCUGCUCUGACUGGCCUCUUGGUUAUCCUCAUCCUUUGGAACGCCAUCAACGUCCUUAUCAAGGAGAACCCACACCGCAAGCGAAGAAAGGAGAUGGAGAAAGCCAAGCGUGAUAUGGACACUCUCACUCCUCUGGAUGCCCGCAACUCCCUUCUUCUCGACCGCAAGGAUAACAACAACAUCUCCAUGUUUGCCAUGCCCCCACCUCAAGAAAAGGGAUCUCUCCGAUCCAUGUCCCCUGACCAGUACAGGGACGCAGAAGCAGGUUACCGGCAACCCAACUACAUGUCUUCAAGCCCUCCUAUGAAUCGCAACCUGACUAACAUGGAGCCCGAUUCUCAAAACCUGAUGGGCAACGCUGCUCCUCCAGGCUGGAGUCAACAAGACCCCUACCCGUUGGGACGCCACGACUCUGGGGACACAGGUUACGGCCAGCAGCCCCAUGGACACGGAAAUGGUGGCGGAUACAGAGGGUUCUGA
Messenger RNA from Fusarium poae, 2277 nucleotides. RefSeq lists its product as uncharacterized. Bases 1 to 2277 code for a protein of 758 amino acids. The record is from RefSeq and is a predicted model, not a curated record. The transcript has 2 exons. Lineage: Eukaryota; Fungi; Ascomycota; Sordariomycetes; Hypocreales; Nectriaceae. Gene Ontology annotation, biological process: transmembrane transport; fungal-type cell wall biogenesis.